This is a messenger RNA of Pantherophis guttatus, 3736 nucleotides long. It is a transcript of the gene PPP5C, whose product is annotated as protein phosphatase 5 catalytic subunit. Gene Ontology annotation, molecular function: hydrolase activity; protein binding. The record is from RefSeq and is a predicted model, not a curated record. Lineage: Eukaryota; Metazoa; Chordata; Lepidosauria; Squamata; Colubridae.
CGUGGCUGGUUGUCAGGGCGCCUCGCUUUACGGCCCGGCGGCGAUGGCGGAGGGAGAGCGGGCGGAGAACGGCAACGGGGGCGGAGGAGGAGGCAGCGCCGGGCGGCCGCCGCAGGAAGGGGAGCCGGGGGCGCUGGAGCGAGCCGAAACCCUCAAGACGCAGGCGAACGAUUACUUCAAAGUGAAGGACUAUGAGAACGCAGUCAAGUAUUACACCCAGGCCAUUGAGCUCAACCCCACCAAUGCCAUCUAUUAUGCCAACCGCAGCUUGGCCUACCUGCGGACGGAGUGCUAUGGCUAUGCCCUGGCCGACGCCACCAAGUCCAUCGACCUGGACAAGAAAUACAUCAAAGGCUACUACCGCCGAGCGACCAGCAACAUGGCCUUGGGCAAGUUCAAGGCAGCUUUGCGGGAUUACGAGACGGUGGUCAAGGUGAAACCGAACGAUAAGGAUGCCAAGAUGAAAUAUCAGGAAUGCAACAAGAUCGUGAAGCAGAAAGCCUUCGAGCGCGCCAUCGCCAGCGACGAGCACAAGCGGUCAGUGGUCGACUCCCUGGACAUUGAGAAUAUGACCAUUGAGGACGAGUACAGUGGGCCGAAACUGGAGAACGGGAAGGUGACCUUGGACUUCAUGAAGGAACUGAUGCAGUGGUACAAGGAGCAGAAGAAGCUGCACCGGAAGUGUGCAUAUCAGAUUCUGGUACAGGCGAAAGAGGUGCUAUCAAAACUCCCCACCCUCGUAGAAACCACGUUAAAAGAGACGGAGAAAAUUACCAUCUGUGGAGACACCCAUGGACAAUACUAUGACCUCCUGAACAUAUUCGAGCUGAAUGGGCUGCCCUCCGAAGAUAAUCCAUAUCUGUUCAAUGGGGAUUUUGUGGACCGCGGUUCCUUCUCGGUGGAGGUGAUACUAACCCUCUUCGGAUUCAAGCUGCUAUACCCCGAUCAUUUCCACUUACUCCGAGGGAACCAUGAAACGGACAACAUGAACCAGAUCUACGGGUUCGAGGGCGAGGUCAAAGCCAAGUACACGGCUCAGAUGUUUGAGCUCUUCAGCGAAGUCUUCGAGUGGUUGCCCCUGGUGCAUUGCAUCAAUGGGAAAGUGUUGAUAAUGCACGGUGGACUCUUCAGCGAAGACGGCGUCAUGUUAGACGAUAUCAGGAAGAUUGAGAGGAAUCGUCAACCUCCAGACUCAGGCCCCAUGUGUGACCUGUUGUGGUCAGAUCCCCAACCCCAGAACGGCCGGUCGGUCAGUAAGCGAGGAGUGAGCUGCCAGUUCGGUCCCGACGUCACAAAGAGUUUCCUGGAAAGCAACCACCUAGACUACAUCAUUCGAAGCCACGAGGUGAAGCCCGAAGGAUACGAGGUCGCUCACGAUGGGAAGUGCGUCACGGUUUUCUCGGCCCCCAACUACUGUGACCAGAUGGGUAACAAGGGGGCCUACAUCCACUUGCAAGGCUCGGACCUGCGGCCGGAGUUCCACCAGUUCACAGCAGUGCCUCAUCCAAACAUUAAGCCCAUGGUUUACGCCAACUCGCUGCUGCAGCUGGGGAUGCUAUAAGGCCGCCUUCCACCUCUGCUGACCGGCCCCUUCCCCUCCCCUCCCAGACCGCCUGGAGGUCCACUCACCGGGCAGCGACCGUGAUUUCGGAGGGGGUGUUUCCUUCUUUUUUUUUAAUCAUUUCUCCCAACAUCAGCCUUCACUACGGAGCAGGACUAUGCCGCGGCCAGGGGGACGGGACGGAAAAAAAUCUGUGUCAGAGUCGAGAGAGGAGAGUCCCUUUCCUCCAAGAGCAAGCAAGGAUCCCAGGUGGUUCUUUCCUGUGCACUCACUCACCUGGAGUGCUUCACCUGUGGGAGAAACAGCAGUCGGAGCGUGAAGAAACAAAAGGAUGUUUGUUUGUUUUUUUAAAAAAGAAAAGAUUAUAUAUUUUGGAAGACUGUAUUUAUUCCCUUGGUCCUCGGUGAUUGUUGAUGUUUUUUUUUCUUUCCAUAGUCCUCCUCACCUCCUUCCUUUCUUUGCCGCUGCACAGCUGAGAAAGGAGACCCGGAGGGGGAAAUGGUGGGUGGGUGGGGGGCUUAGGAGCCUGCGGGGCUUCCCUCUUAUCCCCGAAAACGUCUCCCUAUCGGGAGUUUUCCUCUGCCCUCCCUCCCUCCCCACCUUCCUUCCUCGGCUGAGCAGCCCCUGCGUCUGUUGGAGCCGAAAUCCAGCGAAUGUUUCCAGCUGGGGGUAGCCAAAAAAGAUCAGGGGGUGGGAGCUGUUCAGAAGAGGAACCUGUAGGUGAAGGAAAGGGUCAACUCACCCACUCACUCACCCCACACACACAUUCAAUUUUUUUCAAUCAUGGAUGGAUGCUUUCUCAACCUCGGGGGACCUUAAGACGGGUGGACUUCAACUCCCAGGAUCCCCCGAGGUUGAGAAAGCAUCGAUCUAUCUUGGCCAGAGGAGGAAGGAAGCAACCUGACCUCAACCAUCCAUGAUAUGGACCACCAGUUUUCCCCUCAUCCUUGAGUGGGAGGGGGCUGAUGCAUCUUUGCACCCCCCGAAGGUGAGUCCUGGGCUUGGUUGAAGGAAAAUCCAUGGCAGAAGCCGAGACAAGGGGGUACAGGGGAAAGCCCCCCCCAUCUCAUUUUCCCUCUCAUUCCCCCCUCUUUGGAAAAAUCAAUCUGCCCCAUUGAAUUCUUCUCCAGCCACUCAGAUCUUCACGAAAUGUAGGCCCGGGACCCCCUCCCCUCCCCUCUCCUCAAAGAGAGGCCCCUCCUUGUUUGUUAUCCUGGUGGUCAAUUCAGGGUCACCCCACUUUAGCUCCCUCGGGGUCCCCAAGUCCUAGGGGGCUCUCUUGUAGUCCCACCUCACUCGACGGGUUGGAGUAAUCCUAUCGGUGUCUCGGGGGGCGGCCGAGUUUCUUGAAUGCCCAGAUUUUGCAGCUUGGAAAUCACACCGACUUUUCUUCCUUUGGAGAACGGGGAAGAAAACACACACACACAACACACAACAGGGACCCAAAUCCCUUUCUCUUCCCCCCCUCCAGCCCCCCCACCGGGCAGCAGUGGAUCUGCUCAAAGCCAUCUGCUCACCAGGUAGAUGGUGACUCUUCCUUCCUUUCCUCCUUCCUCCCUCCCUCCCUUUCUUCCUUCCUUUUCUUCUUUUUCUUUUCCUUCUUUCCUUCCUUUUCUUUUCCUUUCCUUCCUUCCCUUUCCUCUUCCCUCCCUUCCCUUUUUUCUUUUCCUUCUCUUCCUUCCCUCCUUUCUUCCCCCUCACUUCUUUCCUUCCUUCCUCCCUACUCUUUUUUCUUUUCCUUCCCUUCCUUCCCUCCUUUCCUCUUUCCCCCCCACUUCUUUCCUUCCUUCCUCCCUUCUCUUUUUUCUUUUCCUUCCUUCCUUUCUCCCUCUCUCCAAGUUCUCUUCCUCCAAAGUCUGUGACAAAAGAGGGGGCCAUGGGGUGGGGUGGAGUCACACAACUGGGAAUUCCCCCCCCCCAUCCCAUCCCUGCUCCCUCUUGCCCUGGAACAGCUCCUUUCUGCUUAUUUCCUUUUUACUUUUCUGGCUGAGAAGAGAAGCAAGCGAAUAGAUGACAAGCACUUUGGUGUUGUAUUAUUAUUUUUCUCCAUGCCGACCGGAGGGUUUUUAUAUACCUGCAGGAUUUCUUUGCCACUCGCCCUCCUACCUACUGAGCUAUUUUACUGUCUGUAAUUAAACCAGAGAUGUUAAAAUAAAAUAACUAUUGAAAGAUUGA